Messenger RNA from Microbotryum saponariae, 978 nucleotides. NCBI's taxonomy places the organism in Eukaryota, Fungi, Basidiomycota, Microbotryomycetes, Microbotryales, Microbotryaceae. The record is from the annotation of a GenBank genome assembly.
AUGUCGACAGCAACAGCGCCCGACUCUCGGGACAUCCUCGGCAACGCCCGCUUCUCGUCCUCUUCCGGAUCGUCCUCGUCCGCCUACGCCGACGCACCGGACGCUUCCUCGAUCCUCGGCGCCACUUCGAACAUCGACCCCGCCGCACUGCAUCCCCUCGCCGGCUUGAUCGACAGCAAGGACCUCGACUACCUCGCCUUGGACGACGAUAAACUGUCCGGCGUCGAAGGCGGCCAAUCCGUACUGCCGAGUCGAGGUUGGAGUGACGAAUUGUGCUACGGAACGGGCUCGACCUACCUCUGUGGUGAGCGAUCUUUCACAUCUUUCGCUCUUUCGCGGGAGGAGAGAGGCCUCGUGCUUAUGCUGAUGUUCUCUUCUCUUCCCAAUCUGAUCGUCUGACUUGCCCGCUGCACAGGUCUGGCCGGAGGUGGAAUCUGGGGAUUGUACGAAGGUUUCCGACGACCGAUCUUACCCAAGGCCGGCCAAUCGAUCCCUAUCGGCUCCAUCCACUCCGCCGCCGCCGCCGCCGCGACCUCGACAGCAACAUCACCAGCGGGAGUCCCACCAGCCUCUUCGAUCGGUGCUCAAGCGACCGCAUUCGCCAAACAAGCCGCCGCCGCUUCGUCCACUCCCAAAGGCACCGUCCCCCCCGAAGCCGCCGCCGGUUCCGCCGCGGCGAAUUCGGCGAGCAAGAUCUCGCGCCGAUUACGUUGGAACCACGUGUUGAACCAGGUCACGCGUCGUGGUUCGUUCACCGGUAACAACGCCGGUGUCUUGGCGCUCAUUUACAACGGUUUCAACUCGACCCUGGAUUCGUACCGAGGCGGCAAGCACGACAUUUACGGUUCGAUGGCGGCGGGUGCGAUGACGGGCGCUUUGUGGAGGUGUACGGCCGGGGUCAAACCGAUGAUCAUCUCCAGUGGUCUUUUGACCGUCGGCGCAGCGGCUUGGACAACGGUCAAGCUUCAGUUCUUGUAA